Molecule: messenger RNA, 3773 nt
Organism: Pleuronectes platessa (European plaice)
Lineage: Eukaryota; Metazoa; Chordata; Actinopteri; Pleuronectiformes; Pleuronectidae
Product: sialic acid-binding Ig-like lectin 16
Exons: 10
Coding region: 86-2308 (740 amino acids)
Source: RefSeq, a predicted model, not a curated record
GCUACAAGAGCAGAAGUCACUUCCGAGCAGAUACAGAGAGAGAGGGAGACAGAAAGGUUCGUUGGAGGAAGAAGAAGAAGAAGAGAUGUUUGUUCUCAUCUUGGCGACUCUGCUUUUCUCUGUGAGAGUCAGCGAUGCUGAGACAGGUUCUUCAGUGUGGGGGAGAACAAGUUGUCCGUUGACAGAUUACUGUAUCACUCUAGUUGAAGGAGAAAUAACAGCGGAGGCCGGACUCUGUGUCGUGAUACCAUGCUCCUUCACUGUUCCUGAGGAUAUCAAAGUCUUACAUAUAGUUUGGUUUAAAUGUGACCCGGCUGGACAGAGAUGUGGUGAAAAAUACAUAUUUUUCAACAGUAGCACCUCAAGCGAUCAGGUUCAGUCGGAGUUUAAAGGACGAGUGUCACUGCUGGAGUCUGAUGUGAGCAAGAAAAACUGCAGCAUCAUCGUCAAUGACCUGAAGGAGUCGGACUCUGGAACAUAUCAACUCAGAGUUGAAGCUUCACCGAGUUCAGGUUCAUAUAAAUUCCCCCAAAGAGCAACUGUCUCUGUUCAAGGUCUGAGUCAGAGGCCCACAGUGAUGAUUCCACCUCUGACGGAAGGACAGCUGACCACACUGACCUGCACUGCUCCUGGUCUCUGCUCUGGAUCUGAACCUACAUUCCCCUGGAGGUGGCGAGGAAGAGGAGAGAGCGACGCUGACCUCACAGGAAACAUCACGGCCUUCAAAACUGAGAACGUGACUGAGUUCGCUAAGAGACGCAGCUCGACUCUGUCCUUCUCCCCUUCAGCUGAACAUCAUGGCACCAACAUCACCUGCACGGUCCUCUUCCAAGGACACGUGAGCACAGAGGAGACGGCGACUCUGAGUGUGAGCUAUGUGAAGGAAGUCAGAAUAACCCAGAAUGCAAGUGUUAGUGAGGGCGAGACUCUGAAUCUGACGUGCAGUGUUGAAGGUUUGCUUCCAUCGCUGAUCACGUGGACCAAAGUUUCUGAUCAAAGCAGCAGAAAUGGAACAGGAACAACUCUGCAGGAAACCACAUUCAAUGACUCAGCUCAGCUCACAGAAGAAAGAGGAACUGCCACUCUCUCUCUCUCUAAUGUCAAAGCAGGGGAUGCUGGACAGUACGUUUGCACAGUGACACACAUGAACAGCACCUUAAAGAAAAAUGUCAACGUAACAGUAAUCUACAUGAGAGAUCCAGUGAUCACUGGAAACUUCAGUGUAAAGGAGGGAGAUUUUUUGAAUCUGACCUGCAGGGGCAACAGUUUCCCUCCCUCUGUUGUAGCGUGGACUGUAUUUGACUCCAGCACAAACCUGCCCAAAGGAACUGACCUGAAGAAUGACUCAUCCACACUCAUCAUCCCUAAUGUGACUGCAGAACAUUCAGGUCAUUACAUCUGCACAGCAAAACAUGGAAACAGGACUGCGACUACAACUGCUGACGUACUGGUGACUUGGGGUCCCAAGAUCUUAACCAGCUCUGAAUGUGUGGUCCAGUCGGGGGUCCUGACCUGUGUGUGCAUCGGUGAGGGGAUUCCUCUACCCACCAUCAAAUGGCCGCUGCUGGAGGACCAGACUGCGUACUCAGUCAUUACCACAGUGUCAAACUACACUGUGAACAGAACCGUCAUUGUGAAAGGCCGAAAUGACAGCUCUGUCCAGUGUGUCAGCGGCAACACAAAUGGGGAAGCAAGAGAGAAUAUCACAACCCAAAUAAAGUCAUCUGAACAUGGCGAUCCACCCACAGAUUAUUUUGAAAGAUGGUGGCAAACCAUCGUUGCCUUUUUGAUCGGUGUUCUUCUCUCAGCCGUCGUUUUCUGUUUGGCAAAAAUAUGCAAGCGAAAGAAACAGAAGAGCCCUGAUAAUCGGCAUGAGACUAUAGACAUGGUGACUAAUCCUGAGGAUCCACUGGUUCAUAACGGACAAGCAGCAAAAGAUGCCCAGACCCGCGGCCGAAAGAGAGCUGAGGCUGGAUAUGUGGCAGCAGGGUCAAGAGCCCCGGAGCUCGACAGUGGGCCACAAGACGGGGAGUAUGCCAACAUCGAUUUCUCUUUGCUGAAAAGCAAGCGCCCCAGGGAUGCAGCAAUGAAACCAGAGACCACUGAGACGGAUUAUGCUGAAAUCCAAAAAAAAGUAAAAGAGGAAAGAGAAGAUGAUUGUGCAGAGGAAGGUGAGGUGUUGGCGGAGGCCGGGAGAGAUGAGGAGGAGGAGGAGGAAGAGGAGACAAAUCAUUUUGUCCCAGAGGAGGAGGAAGCGGGGGCCAUGGCAGUGUACUCCACUGUAAAGGAUUUAAGGGCUGAGAUGUAAGGAUAUCGAUUUUUUUCGAGGCGCUUGAGGAUACAGUGUUCUAAUCGGAUGUCAAGAAGGAUGGAUAUGAGAUUCACAGCAAAUUCAGCCUGUGAUAAACAGACAAGACACAGAACACGUCUUUACUUAGAGGGGCAUCUGCAUCUGUUCAACUAAAGGUGAACUGGAAGUUGGGCAGAAUAUACUUAUCCAAGUGUUAUUGUGCUUUAGUGUCUUUGCUUUGUAGAAACAUGUAGCCGCUAGGUGUGCAGUAUGCAAAUGUGGGACUUUGUGACGUGUCAUGUGACAUCACGGUGAAGUGGAAGUAUCAGCCGGACUACCGACGAGGCGUUUCAGAUGUUGGUUCUCAUGACUAAAGCCGCGGUUACAGCUGAGCAGGAAGCCUCUGGGUAAAAGUGGCGACACGCACUCGGAGAGGUUGACCAAUCACAAAGGAGUGGACGUUUUGGGAGGCCGGCUUAGAGCUAUGGCUUUUGUGGAUGGGCCAAGUAUUUAUCUGUUGUUGAUAAUAAAUAUCUGCAUUUUUUUAAGAUUUCCUUUGUAAUUUUGUCAUAAUGUUCCCUUGUGGUGAAUUAACUCUGGUGAUUCUUCAACUUUUUAUGUUAGCAUGCUGACAUUAGAUCUCCAGCACAUCACGUUUCCAGAGCUGCUAGUUAAUGUCUGGUUUCAUUUUCAUUUUGAGUGUCUGCAGCAAAGAAACUCUAAAAAUAAACGUAUACAUUUUUUUCAAGUAAACGGGUCAUUUGAAAGUUAGAUCCCUGUUUGAAGUUUCAGUAUAAGUCAUCUGUGGAGCUCAUACUUUGUACAAUAUAAUUGAUCUGCACAUCUUUCUCUUCUUACAAAUAAUUUAAACAUUUUCAUUUUAACUGCUUUUCUGUAAGGGUCAGAUUUAUUGAAAAGAUAAACAGCAAACCUAUAGAAAUCUAAUUCUAUAGCAAAAACAAGUGCAUUUUCAAUUGCAGUAGUUUUUCGAAAUAUUUUUCACUUCUAUUUUGUGGGUAUUUCACAGAUCACUGCCAUGUCUUUUAAUCAAUACAUUCUAAAUGCUUUUCUGAAGCAGUCAAAUUAAACUGGUAAAUGGUGAACACAGAAGAAAAAAGCUGAUAAAAUGUCAGAGCUCUUAAAUGUGGAUGCUCUUCUUCUUCUUCUUCCUCUUCUACUUCUCCCUUUGACAAAUGUGCUGCAGGAACUAGACUCAGACUGAGAAGUGUCUUUUUUUUAUUUGAACAGAAAACACAUUAGAUAAUGUCUGAGUCUUAACCUUCGAGUUGUCAACCAAGCCCUUAACUUAUAUGCUACAAUAUCCACAGGCGCUGUAAGAAGUCUUUAGUAUGCAGGCCUUUAUUAACUGAUAAGCACAGUCACAGUGUAUCGCUAAUGCAAUAGUUACAUCUUGUGUCUUGAAAUGUGUGAAAGGAAGUAAAUACAGUGAUGUCAAAUUUGCAUAAUAAACCAUUUAAGUUCA